UUUCGUAGUAGAAAAAAAUCAACUACCAACUUGAUUACCAAAUCAUUAUCAUUUUUGAUUCGAAGUGCAAAAACGAUGGCUGCCAUCAAAACGGAUUCAAUUUCGUUUGGUUUUCAAAAAAACAAUAUUCAAGCGUUGAAUAAUGUUUCUAUAAAUGUUCCAAAUGGUAAAAUAUAUUCACUAUUAGGUCCAAGUGGUUGUGGUAAAACAACAUUACUACGAAUAAUUAUUGGUUGUUUACGACCAAAUUCCGGUACGGUACAAGUACUUGGUCAUUGUCAACCUGGAUCACAACUGAAUCAUCAAAUUGGUUAUAUGCCACAAGAAUUAGGUUUAAAUCCAUUUCUACCAAUACGUGAAACAUUUUAUUAUUAUGCACGUGUUAAUCAUGUUAAAAGCAUGGAAUAUAUUCAAAAACGUAUGGAAAAUUAUUUGGAUAUUCUUGGCCUUAAAGAUUGUGAGCGACGUGUUUCACAAUUAAGUAUGGGACAAAAACGUUUAUUAUCAUUAGGUGUUAGUUUAAUUGGCAAACCACGAUUACUGUUGUUGGAUGAACCAACCGUUGGUAUUGAUUCAAUGAUACGACAACAAAUUUGGAAUCAUCUUCGUCACUUAUGUCGAACUGAAGGAACGUCUGUCCUUAUAACAACGCAUUAUAUUGACGAAGCAAAAGAAUCGGAUAUUGUUAGUUUUUUACGUGAUGGCCGCUUAUUGGCUGAAGGUUCACCAAAUUCAUUAAUGAAAAAAAUCCAAUGUCAAACAUUGGAAGAAGUUUUUUUUCGUUUAUGUAUUGCCGAAACGAUUCAAAAUGAUGAUGAUGAUGAUCAGCAGAAAUUUUCUGAAAAUAAACAAGAACAAGCUUUAGACAAAAUCCAAGAUGACAAUGUUGAUCAAGAAAAUUCAAUUUAUCCAUGUUCAAAACAAUUGAUAAAUUGGGAUCAUCUUUAUGCGCUGUUUUGUCGUGAUUAUUUCUUUUUCACACAUAAUUUUCAUUUUUUCCUAUUCUAUCUACUUCUACCAAUGGCAUCAUUAUUUUUAGUAAAAUUAUUAUUGAAUGGUGGAAUUCAAUCCAUACCGGUUGCUAUUCAUAAUGCUGAACAUCAUCAACAACAAAAUGAUGGAUAUCAUUUAUCCGAAUUAUUCAUUGAACAAUUCAAUACAAGUGCAGUGGCUAUAACGAUUUUUAAAAAUGAAUCCGAAGCUGAAAAUUCAAUAAAAUUAGGCCAGAAUUUGAUGGUUAUUUCAUUUCGUGUGAAUUUUUCCCGUUCAUUUGUUGAUCGUUAUAUUAAACAUAAUUUUGGUAAUAAUAAUUCAAGGGAUUCAAGUUCAAUACAUCUUUAUUUUGAUCAUACGGAUAUUCCAAGUAUAUUGAUUAUAAACAAUCAUCUGUUAAUAUCAUUACAAAAAACUAUUGAAAAAUAUUGUUCAAUUCAUGGAUUAAAUUCUAUGCUAUUCUCGGUACCAAUUCAGGAGAAAGAAAUCAUCUAUGGAUCACAUGAUAUAACAAAAACAUCAUCAUUGAAUUUUAUAUUUCCAUCAAUAUUAAUUCAAACAUUAUUUAUGAUUAAUUUAGCUAAAUCAUCAUUCGAAUUAAUGUAUCUUGGUGAUUAUGGUUGUAUGAAUCGUGAUCUAAUACAAGGUGUUCGGCCAUUCGAAUUGAUGUUUGAAUUUAUUCUUGCAUCUUGUGGAUCAUUGUUUGUACAAAUCUGUUUAAUGAUGAUUUUCAUAUUUAAUGUAUUGAAAUUUCCUUUAGCUAAUGAUUUUCUAAAUCCAUUUUGGAUAAUUACUUCAACAUCCAUACAAGGUAUGGCUACCGGAAUUCUAUUGGCCAUUCUCAUUUCGAAUAAAGUUACAGUUAUGUUUUUUUCUUGUGGUCUAAUAAUAACAAUGGGUUUUACAUCCGGUGCAUUUUGGCCAAUAGAAACAUGGUCAUCAUUUUGGCAACAAUUUGCUAUAUUUCAUCCAUGGACAAUGCCAUUAAAAUCAUUAUCAUCGGCAAUGUUUCGUGGUCAUUAUUACCAAAAUCAUGAUAUUUUAAAUGGUCAAUUAGUGAGCCUAAUACAUUGUUUAAUAUUGAUUUUAGCAACUAUUAUUAUAUUUCAUUAUAAAAAUCGUAGAUUUCAAUAAUCUUUUUUUU
Messenger RNA from Dermatophagoides pteronyssinus (European house dust mite), 2137 nucleotides. Its product is annotated as ABC transporter G family member 20-like. Gene Ontology annotation, molecular function: ATP hydrolysis activity; ATP binding; ABC-type transporter activity. Lineage: Eukaryota; Metazoa; Arthropoda; Arachnida; Sarcoptiformes; Pyroglyphidae. The record is from RefSeq and is a predicted model, not a curated record. Gene Ontology annotation, cellular component: membrane.